Molecule: messenger RNA, 1944 nt
Organism: Galendromus occidentalis (western predatory mite)
Lineage: Eukaryota; Metazoa; Arthropoda; Arachnida; Mesostigmata; Phytoseiidae
Product: DNA repair protein XRCC1
Exons: 10
Coding region: 1-1944 (647 amino acids)
Biological process (GO): single strand break repair; base-excision repair
Cellular component (GO): nucleus
Molecular function (GO): damaged DNA binding
Source: RefSeq, a predicted model, not a curated record
AUGCUGCCUAAUCCUGUAGAAAAAAUUGUGUCAGUGAGCAGCGAACAUCCGGAUCACAAAGUCUUCUCCCUAAUCACGGGCUUCGGGAGUUGGACAACGGAGAACGUCGGCGAAGAGAAAGCCGAAAUCGAAUUGAAACUCACAGAUCUCGCUCAGAUCUCAAGAAUAGAAAUCGCAAACGAAUCGUCGGCUUGGGUCGACAUCAGAGUGUCUCGAGAAGGAAUACCAGAUGUUCCACUGUUGCCAACACUCUGUCUCCAGACGCGCAAAGAAAGUAAAGAAUGUGAGAAUUGUCGAGCAAAACGAGUCUUAGAAACGGGAGUCUUCAACGAAGACGUGCGUUCCGACAAGUUCGACUACGUCAAGGUGAUCUGCCGUCAGCCGUUCAACAGAAACAUUAGAUAUGGAUUGUCCCAGUUGAAAUUCUAUACGCAACCAAGUGAAUCGAAGACGAAGAAUCCGCAGCGGUCCAAUUCGCUGGCGGAUUCCGAAGAAGUCGUUUUAAACAUUGUCGGAGAUAAAACCGAGGAGGACAGCGGAAAACUCAUCGGAUCCUUAAUCAAAACCGCGUCUUUCCGGCACGUCGACAGAGCCAAGCGGAUUGUGAACACUUCGGUGGCAGAUGAAGAUGCCGAAGAGUCAACAGAUGAGUUGCGUCCUAAAGCAACGCCGAGUAUUAUUCGGAACUCGUUCAAUCCCUCGGCUUCCAAGACGAGUACACCCAUCGUACCGAAAAACUCAUUCGUUUUCGCUCCCGCGGCUAGCGCAGCCGAUCAGGAGACUCGAGCGAAAAAAGCGGCAGCAGAGGCAGAUCAGGUGAUUCCGGGCCGGUCGCCGAAAAAAUCAAAGCUCUCCUACAAGGCAGCCACAGCGAUUUACACACCGGCGAACGAGUCUUCCGGCGAGCGGAAACAGCAGCCGGACGAAGGGCAUUCGGGCGAAUCUAAUUUGAGUUUCCUGAAGAAAACUCUCGCAAGUUGGAAAGGCGCCGACAGGAGCAAUCAAACUCCCAAAUCGCGUCCGAGGUCUCCCGAAGCGAGAUCUUCGGAUACAAGGUCGCCGAAGGCGUACAUAAUCUCGCCUGAGCUCAAGAGACGUCGCUUGGAAGAUGAUGACCAAGAGAGAAGGCGAGUGCCGCCGCCCACUCGGAUUCAGAGGAUAGACGCCAUGCUCACCAAAUCCCCGUCGGGAAGACCUGGCGCACCAAGGAAGAACCGUUCCGUCGUCCACGCUCCUCGGAAUCGCGGCGUGAUAUCGCCUUUCGUUGUGAAAGUCAAUACGAAGCCCAAACAGCAGAAGAUAACAAAUCUGAUGGAGCGAAUAUUUUCGUCUUCCGAGAGCGACGGGGAAGCGUCUACACCCACGCAGGGCUCGAGAGAUAUCCAAAGAGGGGAUACCUCUCAUGGAGCAGUCGCAGAAGAGCCGUCGUGUUGCAUCGAGGACGACAGUACGGUCAAUCAUAUCAAAAGCGAAGAGGACGAGAGAAUCGCGGAAAUCAUCGAAUCCGAUGAAGAAGUUGUUGUCAAGACUGAAAGCAGUUUCAAUGAGAAAAAUUCGCAUGUCGACCUCUGUGGUGAAGAUGUCGUUGAGACGAUGGGUCGCGAGCAACCGUCAGCGAAGAAGAAAAGAAACCGGAAUCCGCCAAUCAAUUGCGAAGUCGAAAGCGAUUCAGAUCUCGAGGUGGUCGGGAACGAUCUGAUGAAGGGAGUGGUGUUCACCCUGAGUGGUUUCAAAAACCCAUAUAGGUCGUCUUUGAGAAGCAUGGCAAUAUCGAUGGGAGCACGCUAUCGACCCGAUUGGGAUGACUCCUGCACACAUCUCAUCUGUGCUUUCAAGAACACACCGAAGUACCUCGAAGUGUCGCGGAAGAACGGAAAAAUCGUCACAGCGGCGUGGAUAGCGACGUCGCACUUGAAGCAGAAGUUAUCCGACUGGAGGAAGUGA